This is a messenger RNA of Mya arenaria, 6435 nucleotides long. Its product is annotated as semaphorin-5B-like. The transcript is spliced from 17 exons. Bases 149 to 3175 code for a protein of 1008 amino acids. Lineage: Eukaryota; Metazoa; Mollusca; Bivalvia; Myida; Myidae. The record is from RefSeq and is a predicted model, not a curated record.
GUCUGUGUUAAUAAAUUUGACUCAUUUUCAUUGUAAAGCGUCAUUUAUCAUGUCAGACUCUUAGUAAUGUUCUCGUGAUAUUUAUAUUUUAUUUAAAUGACAGUUUGUGUACUGCCCACGGGCUAAAGCAGUUCGGUACUGGGUCGCUAUGGAUGUGAAAUUUAUAUUCCGGACGGUCUUGGCUACUUGCUUUGUUUCAGGAAUCGUACAUGGUAGCUUCUGCAAUCUUCCGGCGGUUUCGAUGUGCACGACUGCCUCGGUUGUCGGGAAUGCAAACCAGAUUGUGUAUCUCGACUCCUCGACCGCCCCGACCUUUCAACUGACCGAGUGUGUGUGCGAACUACGCUUUGAACUCUCGGGAACCAUCAGUCUGUCUUACAGGCCUUCAGCUCCAACCAUGGAUAACUCUUGUGGAGUGCAGUUCAAAUAUGAUAGACCGAACGCUUCUCCGUAUACGUUCGGCUGUAGCGAAAUGACGUCAGGUACUAACGUUCAGACGCGCACGUUUGCCAACAUCACGUUCACGAAGAGCUUAGAUUCAUUUAGGUCUUGGUUUUCCUGCGUUGGGAUUCAACCGGCCCCGGGCAAGAGUGUGACCGUCUCAUGCUACCCGGAUGUGAACUACAUAUCGCCAGAAAGUGGUGGCUGGACCGGGUGGGGAAGCUGGACCGAGUGUACAAGCACGUGUUCCACGGGCACCAUCCGACGUACACGUGACUGUAACGGUACCUCGUGUGACGGACAGUCCACUCAAACUCGGGAAUGUGAAAAUGUGCAAAAUUGCCCAGUAAACGGUGACUGGAGUGGAUGGACGGAUUGGAACGAAUGUUCCGUCUCGUGUGGUACCGGAAGUAAGACCCGGAACCGGAACUGCGACAAUCCGCCUCCCAGCGGGGGUGGAGAUGCAUGUUUGGGUGAUAGUUCCGAGUCCGAGGUAUGCAACCUGGGCAGCUGUACACAGAACGUUGAUGGUGGCUGGGGCUUAUGGUCGGUCUGGUCAGCGUGCUCGGUGUCCUGUGGGGGCGGGUCAAGGUCAAGGGCAAGGUCAUGUGAUAACCCCACGACUGUCGGGGAGGGAUUAGUGUGCCUUGGAGAAAAUGGACAGCGCGUAGAAACAGAAAUUACAACUGAACAAUGCAAUCUCGAAACUUGUUCCGUUGAUGGUGGCUGGGGCUUAUGGUCAGACUGGUCCUCAUGCUCGGUGACCUGUGGGGGUGGGGCCAGGUCAAGGUCAAGGUCAUGCGAUAAUCCCACACCUGUCGGGGCGGGCUUGUCGUGUAUAGAUGGCAACGGGCAUGAAAAAACCUCGGAUUCCCAAGCCGAGCCGUGCAAUACAGCCAUAUGCCCCGUAAAUGGUGGAUGGAGAGACUGGUCAGACUGGACCUCAUGCUCGGUGACAUGCGGGGGCGGGGUCAGAUCAAGGUCAAGGUCAUGUGAUAAUCCCAAACCUGUCGGGGAGGGAUUGCUAUGUGUAGAUGUUGAUGGAGAUCGCGUUGAUACUGAAACAAGAUCUGAGCAAUGCAAUCUUGUUAUUUGUCCCGUUAAUGGUGGCUGGGGCUUAUGGUUAGACUGGUCCACAUGUUCGGUGUCCUGCGGGGGCGGGGUCAGGUCAAGAUCGCGGUCAUGCAAUGAUCCCACACCUGUCGGGGAGGGCAGGCUGUGUGUAGAUGCCGAUGAUGGGCAGGAAAAGAACUCAGAUUUUGAAGCUGAGGCGUGUAAUACAGCCCAGUGCAUCGAAAACCAAAACGGUGGCUGGAGCACCUGGAUACGCACAUCUGACUGUACGGUGACAUGCGGCGGCGGCUUCGCAGUGUGGACACGAUCCUGUGAUAAUCCAAUCCAAACCGGAAGUGGUCAGCCAUGCGUGGACGAACGUGGGCAAGAAGCCAUGUCGGAGACGAAACAACUCACGUGCAAUCACUUGGCUUGUCCAGCUUCUGUGAACGGCGGAUGGACCCCCUGGACAAACUAUGGCACAUGCAGCGUGACCUGCGGGGGCGGAACCCAGGAGCGAAGCAGAGAGUGUGAGAAUCCGGCGCCUCAGGGUGGAGGGGCGGCCUGUUCGGGAGGGGACGGACAAGAGCAGGCGGAGAGUCGGGAUUGUGGCGUGGAUGAAUGUCCAGCUGAUAAAUCCGUUAAUGGCGGAUGGAGCCCCUGGACAAACUAUCGCGCAUGCAGCGUGACCUGUGGGGGCGGAACCCAGGAGCGAAGCCGGAAGUGUGAGAGUCCGGCACCUCAGGGGGAUGGUGAGGCCUGUUCGGGAGGGGACGGACAGGAGCAGACGGAGAGUCGGGGUUGUGGCGAGGAUGAAUGUCCAGCUGAUAACACAGAGACGCCUGUUGCCGGGGCUGCAGUGGGGACUUCAGGGGACGACACCAAUAUAGCGGCCAUUGUUGGAGGAAUCAUUGGCACUCUGGUUGCCCUCCUCCUUAUCAUAUUGCUGAUUAUAUGUCUUGUCAGGCGUCGCAGGCGUGAGAAAAAGCCCGAAAAACGUCCAGGACCUCGUUCUAUUCGGUACGAUUCUCAGGGUGGUGAUGUCACUGUGACGGAGAACGAGCUUUACCAGUAUGACGGGGAAACCCCAGCGCACGCGACGAAUGCGCUUUUUAUAGGUGGAAUUCCAGAUACGCCCUCAAGUCCCGGAUAUAUACCACACUUUUCAACAGACAAUGGGAGUCAGUAUGCUGUUAUUAUGGACAGCACAAGAGCAAAAGACAGACCAAAUGAAAGACCAAGCUUAGAGACAUUUUCAGCCUCAAAGAAAUCCACAGAUUCUGAAACGUCAUUGAAAACACCGGAAACUAUCCCACCGUUUGAAAAUGGGGAUGUGAGGCCUUUUGUUGAGCCUAAUCACUAUGUUGAUAGCAACCCCGACCUUGGUGUAGACAACCCGGGGUAUUUCAAUGCGACUGGUGGGGAGGGGAGCAGCCCAACAUCAAAAUCACCGUAUGACUACAUUGACCAUGACAAACUUAAGAAAGAUGAUGCAGAAUUUGAGAAUGCCUUUGACGAUGCUUCGAGUAAUGAGUUUAAUGGAUAUCCAGAGAGUCAGGCAGAUGAAAGCCACUACAAACGCUUUAUAAGCAGCGAUGGUUCCGAGGUUGCUAAUGACGGAUAUUUGACGUCACCAAAACGUGACAAUACGUUCGAAUUUUCGUCGCCGAAUGAUUCGUAAUACGGUUAAAACUGAGAAAAAUCAAAACUUGUUCAAUUACUUUGUUAAAUAUUGCAAUAUGUAUUCACACAUACAUGAUAUGAGCUGCAUCGCGCAAUUUUGAGCAUUCGGACAUACAUUGCAUUUUUUUUCGGUUCAUUAAAGCUGCACUCUCAAAGAUUGAACGUUUUGACAACUUUUUUAUUUUUUGUCUUAGAACGAAACAAUUUUUGCGAAAAUCCAUGGAAACCAGUUAUAUAAGACUGUUGACAAAAAAAUUGAUCGCAGAUUUUUAUAUCUAAGUUAAAAAUUGAUAUUUUAUCAAUUUUUCUUAAACCGUUAGUAACCGUUUAAGCCAUACAUCAUUAAUUUCCGAACGGAAAUAUGAAAAUCUACGAUCUAAUUUUUUGUCAGCGAUCUUAUAUCAUUGGUUUGCAGAUAUUUUCGCAAAUAUUUGCUCUUUCCAAGACAAAAAAUAAAAAAAAGUUGUAAAAAUAGUAUAUCUGUGAGAGUGCAGCUUUGAGUGGUUUAAUUAAAUGACAUUUUAUGAAACAAUACUGAAAAUUCCAUGAUGAUAUCCCUUAAAUUGCGUAAAAAUACGUGUUUACAAGUAAUACCUUUAUUGGGCAUUUGUAUUCUAAGUUUUACGUCACCCUCAUGACUUCAUGACAAAAUUACUUCAUUGAAAAUACAGGCAAAGUAUGUCUUGGUAACAACACGUGGUCGACUGGCCGAGAUAACACUGAGAUAAAACCCUCCUUCUGGGGAAAACUCAGAAACCUCUGCCCGUUUGUCAUCCAGAUUUACAGGAUUUGUCUCGUACCACUAGAUGUCGGGCCUCAUCACCCACAAGCUCCAUAACAGAGAUGUAUAGAAAACAUAUCAUUUUUUAAACUAUCUGUGCAUGCGCGCAGGUAGUCUUAGGACCGCAAACUCCAAAGAACUACUUCUUUUCAUGUCAAUGUAACCCAUUUUUUGCCUCAAUGCGCUCUAUGUUUAGCAGAACGACGUCGAAACCAUAAAAAGAUUAGUUGUAUUGCUGUCCGAGUAUGAGUUCAUGCUUGUUCGGCUAUUUCCACGCUGUAUUUCUGUAUCCCGGCGUGAUAUUUUUAGCAGCAUAUAACUAUUUUAGAUCGCUAUAUUUACCAGAUUAAUGUGGGUCAAAAUAAUGGAGGCUCUGGUAGGAAGAUAACAUAAUGAAAUUCACUCUGAGUUUAGCCCGAGAUGUUCCAGAAAUAAUUACCGACCGCAUGUGUCCAAUCGCCUGCAAAGUGUGUUAUCAUAACCUGACGUGACCUUGAAGCAGGCUUAUUUGUAAUAGUGUCUAUUUGAUAUUACUUUUAUGAGAUGAGAAACAAAAAUGAUUGACUGAAUGUCAAAAUAGUUGUAUCUCAGGUUUCGCGUUGCUAACGCUUCAAAUACUAUGAUUUGCCUGCUACACAAUAACAAAAUACUAUUCACCCUAUGGUUUUUAGGGGUUUAUAUUUCUAAUAAGCUGUUUUCAUUUUUUUGCAUAAAAGCUUUGUUCCGGUGUAUUCUUGGCAUAGUUUUAGACAUUAGGCUUUCAAUUUAUAUUAGCACACAUGCCGGCCCUGAUACGACAGUGAGUUAUGCACACGAUCGGUGAAGCAAAGUAGUUCGGAUUAAACAUGUAAAACAUCCAAGGAGUGCGAAGUAUUCAUAACAGCACUAGUACUAUUUCUACACAGAUACUUACGUAAAACAUAAAUAUCAUUUAUUUAUCAAUAAAAUUUGAAAAGGCACAAUCAUAUUCUCAUUCUUAGAACAGACAAUUUCCGAUAAUCUAAAAAUAAUUUCAACUACAUUAAUUGACCGAUAUUCUAAAAAUAGUUUCUACAUACAUUAACUAACCACAUGUUUGUCCUCACCACGUGAAAACGACCAUCUGAUAAGCUCUGCAUAUUGCGAGGAAUCAUUGCUAUUGUUGUUGGUAAAAUCAAAAAUCAUCAUUUUCCUUAAACAAUUAAAAAGUGUAUGUUCAUUAAACUUGCCUAACGUAUGAUAUCUAAUCAAAGCAACGAAAAACCUUUAUGAGCGAUUGAAAGGGACAUGCAUUAUCACUUAAAAUACAUGGGGAUGAGGGAAACGUUGAAUGAAAUGAUAAGCUUCAUUUUGAAUGGAAUAACUGCUAAAGUUGUUUGAAAAACAAAAUGAUUUUCCUUACACAAAACCUGUAUGUUUAUAAAAGGAAAUGAUAUAUAUGAUGUAUUAUACUUUCCUAUCGUAUGGUAUCUAAUCAAAGCAACCCUUAAAAACCCUUAGAAAUGAUUGGAAUGGGCAUGCAUUGUAACAUUAAAUACAUGGGGUACGGGGGAAUACGACGAUUGAAGUGACUUUUACAUAAACAAAAUGACACAACACGCCAUAAAAUAUAUAUAGAUGUGUUUGUUUCAUCGCCCAAUGUUGGCACAAGCGCUCUUGAGCCUCUUGACCUUUCACUUUUAUCUAUGUGCCCUUCACCCAUUCCCAUUGUUGAAAUAAAAUUUGCAACUCUCAUAUAUUUGCCCGCAGAUAGUCUUUCAGCGCAUUCGCGCUUUGAUUAUUAUUCAUGUUUACUUUAUCAAGUUAUACAAAUGCAUAUAACAUGGUUAUGUUCUUUGAAUACAAAUGAAAAACAGAUUUAUCAUUCAUAUGAUGAAAUUGCAUAGUAACAGAAAACUUUCACAAUAAACAUUUUCUUGUAAAAUUUAACAAUCAUUGAAUCGAUGUAAACGGAUCGGUUCCCCAACGCUGAAUGCCUUUACAUUCAUAUUCGCACGAAUUCCUCGUGUUUAUCAACCGCCACCUGGAGAUUACUUCAUUAUAAACAAGGAAAAAUAAUUUCCUUCUAAUUCGUUUUAAUCAAACGUAGGAAAUUAUAUUUCCCUGAAUACCAUUCUAUAACCUCCUAUAGAAAACAACAAAAUCAAUAUUUUCAAUGGUAUUAUUUUGGAGGUCUCCGUGAAGGACUUGGGAAACCGAUGAAGUUUAAAGAACGGGUAAGGUGAUAUUAAUAACCAAAUAUUCUUAAUAUGGUGAUCUUUUUUAAUAUACUCAUAAUUGACAUGGAAUUUUAAUCUUCCGUUUACAAACUAAAUGUCGAUUUCAAAUAAUAAAGAAACCUUUACACGUAUCUAUGUUCACUAGAUUCACUUAACUAACACCAUAUUUUUGACAUUCUGUCCUUAACUGCAUUGUUGAAAACACUUGUUUCUCCAGCAGAUCUUAAUCAAUGUUCACUGCUUUUAAUAUCGUCAUUAUCAGGUGCAAGUGUUCGAAUA